GCGCGCCCGGAGGAGCAGGACCUGCCGCUCGCCGCGGCUCCGGCCCCGCAGCCGCCCGAUGUAAAGGUGGAGUGCCAUUUAUGACGUAGGAGAUCUUCUGACACAAGUUUACCUCAAAAAUCAGACCUCUCACUUUAAAAGACUCAGUGUGGAAUAAACCGGCACGGUGAUGGCAUGGAAUACGAAACCACAAGAUAAUAUUGUUCUUCCAUCCUAUUCUGGAAGUCAAUCAUCAUUUUUGUCCCAAGCCUUAAGAAGCCCACCGGUAUAUACUCAAAGGAACACAUUCGCCUCUCAGGGUUCUUGUACAGAGCCUAGAAACCCCCAAGAUAUAUUCAUGUACCCGGCCAACGUGCAAGGCAUUUCACAGCCAUCGCAGUAUCCCAAUGUGGCAGGCUACCCGCCAGCUCGGCAAGCAGCAGCCCGGGAGAUGCCAGGGAUGGGAACUAUCGUCUCGCAGAGUUCAGCGAAGAGAACGGCUCUUCCGUGUAUUAUGCCCAAGGCACAUCAUCAGACCUCACAGGUUCCACUGGGUAGUAGACAGAACUCUUGGACCAACCCAUCUCUGAACGACCCCAGUCAUUUCCCGGUCAGGCCAUCCGCCGUGUCUUCUCAAAACGGCAUCGGCGCCACUAUUCCGAAUGCCAUCCCUCCGCAGAAUCAGUACGUGACCUCAGUCGCCUAUCCCGUGCCGCAGCGGGUGGUGGCUUUAUCGCUUCCCUCGAGGUUUUCCUCCCUGUAUCAAGGAAAUCCCGAUGCGAGCGGGUCUUCGUUAGAGCUGCAGGUCGGCUGGCCCGGCCAGUGCGAUUCGAACAGGCCGUCCGUCUCUCAGGAACACGGAGCGGCGUCUCUCGCUCCACCCGGUCAGUAUCCCGGUUCCCUGCGGGGCUCGGCCAUCCAGAACGUCCAGAAAGAAAUCCCCCUGUCCAUGUCCUCGUUGCAGACUGCACACGGGCAGAGUCUCAAUUGCAAAGGGGCCGCUCCGCCCCCGCCGUAUCCCCCAACCCAAUCCCAGCAGUAUAUGGCCGUCCAGAUGGUGGUGGAGAUGAAUCCCAACAACCCUCGUCGUUAUUACUCCAGGUUUGCCAAUCCAAAGCUUUCCGGCGGGCAGCAGUUGGCCGAGCCUCCGGCCGGCGAGCCCCUCCGCAGCCCGCAAGCUCUCCUGCUGGACGCGAACCCGUUUUCUCAGCCUCACUGUCAAAACACGAUCGGCUAUAACCCCGCCGCGGGAAGCCCGUGGUCUUCGAACGGGAACGUGAGGCCGAAGCGACUCUUUCACGAGCCGGGCGGACCAGCAGCCGAAGGCGGGAACCCCCCGCGGAAGCCCAUGCCGGAAGCGCCGACGGGCCCGGGUGCCGGAGUGGCUCCGGAGCCGCCUGUGAGGCCUGUCCCCAGAGGGGGCAACCAGUUGGGUGCUUUGGAAGGCCCGCCCGCCCCGCCUAGAGCCGGGCUGGUGAAUCGAGGCAGAGGACGGUUGGCUUGGGAUGCUCUGCGCGGGGGAGCCGUCGGCAGUUUAGAAGGCUCCGGCGACUCUAAGGCAGGGAUGACAGUGGUGACGAAGGAAGGAUUGGUGAGCGACGUUAAGAAAUUGCUAGCCAUGAGAAACGAAGUCGUGAAGUUCGCCAAGCAGAUUAAAAUGAAGAAGAACCUCUUGAUCGCCAAGGGCGGCAACUCUGUGGCCACCACCUCUUCGCUGGACAGUCCAAAGGUCAGCCCCGGGCUCUCCUCCCAAAUCGCUGCUGAAGGUCAGACGUUUCCUCAGACGACCGCGAGCCCAGAAUGCCAGCCCUCCACAGGACCGAGAUCGGCACCUCCGGACUGGAGACAUCCCACCAGUAUUCAAGGAUUUAGCAGCCACGGACGAAUCAUCCAAGGCAGCGGUUCCGUUUUGCUUAAUUCUGUCAUAUGUGACCAAGUACCCCAAUUGGAUCGGGUGAAUCAUUCUCUGGAGAAAAACUCAGCAUUGGGGCAGAAGAUCUUAUCGAGCUCUAACCCUGCACUCGGGACCCCAGAGCAGACAGCGGUUUCCCCGAGUUGCGAUAUCGAUAAAGUCGGCUCUGUGGACAGAGGUCGGCAGAGACUAGCGGCGGAACCUGCACAAGCCUCCGGCCAAGUCCUGCUGAAAAGGAAAGAGUCCUUGAAGAAAGACAUCGUUUCCUGUAAUAAGUUAUUGGCCAAUCUUCUUCAGAGUAAAAGUCCAACUUUCUCUGAUGGCAUUCACUUCUCAUAUUCGGGAUUAACGGACCCGAAUGAAAAGAUUCUCCUCUCGCAAUCGAACUAUUCCGAAUCGGAUGGGCGAAGCACAGUUACCGGUCGGCAGUCGGGUGAGAAAACCGGGGCCGCUCCGAACGCUUCUAACAGCAGUCCGGAGACUUCGACUGCAGCUGGGUCUCCGGUCGUUCCAGACCCUUGCUGUAAAGCGGAUAACAACAACUAUUCCAUGGAAGAGUUGGCAGCUUGUCUCGCUCUUUGGAAAAGGGCACCCGCGGAGCCCGUCGACAUCCCAGAUCCAGAAAUCACCGUUGCUCCCGAUCAGGCCCCGUUGCCUUUGGAAGGAGGACUUAAUGAGUGUCCGGGCCCAGGUUUGGAAAAUCUGCCAAGUAAAGCCCUCAGAGCUGCGGAUGACUCCGUUCUGUCAUCCGUGGUUGUUUCCGGCGUGCUCAAGCCCGAUCCCGUGAGUUCCAGUUUGACCAAAGGGGUGGAGCUUCAGGUUGCUGUGGUCUCUCCCUUGAUCGUCUCAGAGGCCAAAGGAUUGACCGACCCCGCAACCAAACCCGAAGAACCUCUACACGAAGCGGUGUAUCCGGUCAUUCAAGAAGGCAGCGUAUGUAGCUUACGGGCCCACCUUCAAGAGAAAGAUGGGACGGGCGCGUCACCCCAGGCCGGAGCCGAGAGAGGACACGGAGAAACUGAUACCUCGCCGCCGGAGGCGAUCGCCGCCAUCAAAAAGGUCGGUGCCCCGGUCGUGUCAGUGGGCGGAUACGUAAUCGCGUGGGGAUCUGUAAACUCCACUCAAUCCAUGGUCAUCGAGCUGGAAAAGUCGGGCCGGUGGGUCCCGCGGCUGUCGGUCGGACUCGAAGAAGACCACCAUUUUCCCCAACUAAGCUCGAGCACCUCGGGGGAGAACCAAGAACAGUGGGCUCUGACCGAAUUGAAAGAGACCGAUGCUCCGACGUCAGACGGCGACUCACCGCAGAUUGCCAACGUCUGUUCUCUCGUCGAAGGCGGUGUAUUCUAUAACUCCCAGAUAGCCCACAUGUUCAGCUCCGAUUCUCCGACAGAGAUGGAGGACCCGACCGCCUCAGCGGGUGACGGCGCGGUUCUCGGUACCCGGGCUCCAGACCCGCUGGACCCGGGGAAACUGGGGCCCGACAGGCGAGUCGCGGGUUCUGAAGAGCAGAGCGGGCUGCCGUUCCCCGACCCGCUCUCCAAAAGUUCCUGCUUUGCAAAGUCGUCUGGACUUCCAGAAUCGGCUGCGUCUUUGCAGCUUCGAGAUCCGACUGUAGGACAAAAAAUUACGAACAUUAAGAACACGGGGAACCUUGGAUGUGAUGGAUCAUGCUCUUCGAUCCAGUAUCAGCUGGAUCUUCCUCUUGAAGAGAUGGCCGUCUUCCCCGAUAAAGAUCGCCAUCCAGGUCGUCUCUUCAAUCCAGAUAAAAAUCUCAUGUGGGAGAGCCAUCCGACCGUGACCGACGAGGUGUCUAUAAAAUAUCUUGAAGACCAGCUGUCUGAACUUUUAAGAGAGUUUCCGUACGGUCUCGAAAAGUCACACCCACAGAAGAAAAUCCCUGAAACGGAAAACCCAAAACCCUCUGAGCCACCGGCGAGAAUGGUCAAGGAUCCAGAUUCUUGUUGUCCGAGAAACGCGGACCCCGAGGACCCGAUAAGCCAAAUUCAGAUCGUGAUUUUGAAUUCGGAGCAAGUGAAGGAACUGUUCCCUGAAUCUACGGAGCAAUUACCAGGUACAGAGAAAUUAGGAGACUCUCCCAGCGCAGAGUUUACUCCCGAAAACCGAGACCGAGACCUUCCUCGUCUACCAGUUAUAGACCCCGUGACCUCUGAGGCAGGGGACGAUGAAACUCGCACGUCAGAUGGCCGGGCUACUGUUUAUGGGGGCGGGCCCCAUUCCUCGUGUGACAUUAGCCAGGCUGACCCAUCAGAGAAAAAGAACAUCAGUGACCAGUGUUCCCAGUCGGAGGCUCUCAACCAUCAAACGGGACACCCGGCAGACGCCGACAGAGUCGUCCCCAUUACCGAAGGGAAAAGUCCCAUGGAAAAUAACUUCCACGCGUCUGGGGAAUUGCCAGAGAGGAAGCAACAUUCCCCUGUUAUUAUCCCGAUCGAGGAUCGGCCUAAAGAGGAACACAACAGAUCGUCGAAAACGGAGUUAGAACCCACCGAUAAGGUGCGGUCCCAUGACAAAGAAGUAGCCUCAGAAAAAGUUCUCAAACCUUGGAAAAAGAAAAGAAAGCUUAAAUUCCACGAGGUAAGCUUUGUGGGAAAAGAAGUCGCACGUCACAAAAGGGUUGCUAAAGGCCCCACACAGGAGGAAGCCUCCACAAGACAUUUUAGCCCUUCAAACAGGAAAGAGAAAAGAGUAUUUUCUUUGCCAAACAAAGACUUUCACAAAAAGGAAGCAUCCUUAAGAGGAGAAGCCUCCUUGAGAGACGUAGCAUCGGCGGAAAGCUUCAAACUGGGGUACAGUGCAAAAAGUCAUUCCAAAUUCAGUCUGGAACAGAAGAAGUCCGAACCAUCUAAUAAUGUAUUUGACUGGGAGAAGAGGGAACACGACAAAUUAGAACAGAACUCGGGUCGAGUAAAUGAGUUGAAAUCGAGCAAGAACGAAAGGAACAAGAUCCCAGGAAAAGAGUUAUCGACAGACGUGAGAACCGGCGACUCGGAAAAGGAUACCCAGAGUAACACAGCGCGGACUCCCAGCAUCACCUCAAAUUCUUCUAAAUUUAAGGAUAUUUCACAUAAAACGACUGGAGUCUUCUCCUCUCAAGGGUACUUAAUGAGGCGAAAACGUAAAGAAAAGAUCAGCAAGCAGGACUCCAAGAAAACCCAAGAAAAACGGGAAAUGAAGAAAGCUGGCCCCUCGGCUUCUGAAAAAGUCUGGCAUAAUAAAUUCACCUUUAAACUAGUGAACUGUGGGAAACCCAGCGAAGGACAUGCUACGUGGCGGUGCAAGAGACCAUUAGAAGCACUGACACACCGGAGUAAAAGCAUUCACUCUCACAGGAUCAGAGCGCAGUCAGACUCGGAAAAGAACUUUACCAAAAAAGUCAGAGCAAAAAUGGGGGAGAAGAAGCUGGGAAAAACGUACUCUGAAAACAGUGGCAGGCCCGAUGCCAAUUUAAUCUGCUUAAAUAAAAAAGUUAAGUUCACUAAAAUGCCUCUUCAAGAAAAUGAGCCAAAAGACCAGAAGAAAGUGUAUCUGAACAGAGUUGCUUUUAAGCGGACUGCCCAGGAAAGUAUUUGUUUGACCAAGUUAGACUGCUCUCCUGGGAAACAUCUGGGGAAAAUAAAGUCGGCUAAUGAGUUGGAGAUGGGGUCCGAUGGUAAAUCCUGUUUCUCUUCACCUGAGAGGCCAAGAAUGCUGGAAUUUAAAUUAUGCCCCGAUGUGCUGUUGAAGAACGUGCGGGGAGACGACGAAGUUCUGGAGGAAAAGACUUUUCCCAGGAAAGAGCAAGCCCCCGUGGAAGGAAUCAAAAGUACAAAAGAAGAUUGGUUAAAGUGCAGUCCCCAGAAGAAAAGGAAAAUGGAAGCAGCCAAAAACCAAGAUGACAGCCAUCCUCCUCUUCCAAGGGCACCCAAGAGAAGUUACAGCGGCGGCGACGCUACCCAAGGCUCAGCGACGGACUCGAAGGCCAUGUUUCAGACGUUCAAGAAAUUGUACAUGGAGAAAAGAAGCAAGAGCUUAGACAGCAGCCCCACCACGUGAUCCUUGCUGCCUUAGAGCACAAGUGCCAUUCGUCCUCCAGUGAUCUGGUUUCUGAUACAAGUCUCCCUCCUAAAGCCAAGUCCGUUGCUGGCAACGGAUAGAGUAUUGCCAUACAGAGAUCUAGCAACCAUUAAAACGAACCUUUGUGUGUCAUCUUCGGUCUGUUAUUGAACUUUUUAGCAGCUUCUAUUUUUGUUGGGGUUCGUUUGUGAUGACGGUCCACAGAGCAAUAGGUUGACAUCACCAAGACUGUACAGAUUUAUCGGACGGAUCAUAAAGUAUUUAGGUUUCUGCCUUGUGUAAGGAAACCGACAGGAAAGACACUUCUGAGUUUCAGCUUCUAGUUUACUGUUAAAACAUGCUGACAGAUUGAGACCAUCUGCUCUCUUUAAUUAGUAACCGUAAAAGCAUUCUUACAUCCUACAUUGGCAAGAUUUUUUUUUUUUCAAAAACCUACUGUGAAAUUUAAAGUAUUGUCUUUGUUGAAUCUUUUGUUGAAAUGCAAUAUUUGUACUGUAUUGAAUUUUGAAUUCAAUCCUGUAUUUUUUUGAUUUGUUUUUUUACCUGUUAAACUUAUACACUGAAUACGAGAGUUGUGGACAAUGUUUAAAUACACACUACUUUUCAUACCUGAAAGUAAACCUUUAUUUUGAAAGAUCA
Messenger RNA from Ornithorhynchus anatinus (platypus), 6604 nucleotides. RefSeq names its product retroelement silencing factor 1 (gene RESF1). Bases 170 to 5944 code for a protein of 1924 amino acids. Lineage: Eukaryota; Metazoa; Chordata; Mammalia; Monotremata; Ornithorhynchidae. Gene Ontology annotation, molecular function: histone methyltransferase binding. The record is from RefSeq and is a predicted model, not a curated record. Gene Ontology annotation, cellular component: nucleus. The transcript is spliced from 5 exons.